Molecule: messenger RNA, 993 nt
Organism: Penicillium cataractarum
Lineage: Eukaryota; Fungi; Ascomycota; Eurotiomycetes; Eurotiales; Aspergillaceae
Exons: 2
Coding region: 1-993 (330 amino acids)
Source: RefSeq, a predicted model, not a curated record
AUGUCCAAGCUGAUAGUCGUCACUGGCGCGACUGGCAUGCAGGGCUCAGGAGUCAUUGAUGCCCUUGCCGCAAACCCCGACUGGAAAAUCCGAGGUCUUACACGCAAUACCAACAGCGAAAAGGCCAAGGCCCUGAUUAAACGUGGCAUCGAGAUGGUCACCGCCGACUUGGAUGACGAAGAUAGUCUCGUUAAGGCCUUCAUUGGUGCCAACGCCAUCUUCGCAGUCACCGAUUUCUACGAGCCAUUCGCGACAGGGAUCGGCCCAGAGAAGGCGAUGCAUAUCGAGUACGACCGAGGCGUGAAUUUGGCCCGUGCUGCUGCUAAAACAACCACUCUCGAAUACUACUUCUGGAGCACCCUGCCCGAUGCGAGCGGCCUAACUAACGGCGAGGCCAAGGUCCCGCAUUUCGAUGCCAAGGGGGCUAUCGAUGCCUAUAUCAAGAAUGAUCCGGUCUUGAACUCUAAGACAAUCUUUCUUUUGACGGGAUUUUAUGCGUCUAAUUUUAACUAUCCGCCUUUUACCCCUAUUUACUCGAAACCAACCGGUCAAUACAUCCUUGCCCUCCCAGCCAACUCCUCGUCUUAUCUCCCCUCACUGGGCUCGGUGGAUAACAUCGGUAUCACCGUCAGUGGUCUGCUCCAACACCCAUAUCCCAAGGAAGCAAGUGAUACCAAGGGAGGUCGAUAUGUCCACGUCACAACGGGCAAGUACCAGAUCCAGGACUAUUUCUCGAAAUGGGCGGAAAUUGCGGGAAAGGGGAAGCUUCAGGUUCUAUCAGUUCCAUUCAAGCAAUUUGAAGCGCUUCACGGUAUGUGGGGGACUGAAUUGGGUCUUAUGGUGAAGUUCUGGGAAGUUGCUGGACCGCCCAAGAUGUGGGGAACAGUCGGGGAGGGGGAUGUUAUGAUUGAUUCUCGUGAACUUGAGGGCGUUAAGAAUCGUUUGGUCAGUGCUGAGGACACCUGGAGACAGGCCGACUGGAGCCGGUUUUGA